Messenger RNA from Protopolystoma xenopodis, 213 nucleotides. Lineage: Eukaryota; Metazoa; Platyhelminthes; Monogenea; Polystomatidea; Polystomatidae. The record is from the annotation of a GenBank genome assembly.
GUGGAACAUCUAGUUAUGCGUGCUCUUUCUUUAGGCCUAAUGAAGGGUCGCAUUGAUGAGGUCCGCCAAGUUGUUACGCUAACCUGGCUUCAGCCAAGAGUUCUUGAUAGAGAACAGAUUGCUAGUAUGCACUCACGUUUGAAAGCUUGGUCCCAGACUGUCACUAAAGUGCGAGAUCUCGUUGAAGUCGAUGCCAAAGCCAUAUUGGCCUGA